This is a messenger RNA of Danaus chrysippus (African queen), 1788 nucleotides long. Lineage: Eukaryota; Metazoa; Arthropoda; Insecta; Lepidoptera; Nymphalidae. The record is from the annotation of a GenBank genome assembly.
AUGAAAAUGAAGGAAUUAUUGGUGGUAGCUACGUUAUUGAUGAUUGGGGUGGCUGGAGAGGCUCCAGCGCCCUACCCUGCAAGUGGAUGGCGACCACAGGGACCAGCUUUCGAGCUACCAUCAAGAAUGCCUCCAUUGAAGCAAGAAUACCUGCCUGUUGAGCCAAGAAUUCCCCAAAAUCCUAAUUUCGACGCUGAUGUUGAUGUAUCAGUACAAGGUUUGCCGACGGUCGAACAACAACCAAUUUUCCAGGUGUCACCUAUCAAUGGACAACAAAUAACUGGACCCGCAGUUAAUUCGGAUGUCGCUAAACUGAAUCCAAGCCUGCAACAAGCGCAAUAUCAAUUGCAAUUAGAAAAAGCGAUACAGUUCGCAAGGCAGCGUGAAUUCGAUGCUGCUAGGAGUCCAUCAAGUGGAUUACCACAACAGCAGUCACCAAGGCAAUUUGCUGCCCAACCAUCAACCACCGCAAAACCCGAAUUAAAAUCACAACCAGAAACGACAACUGAAUCAUUGAAUGAGGGCGAAGUUUUGGAUGAUAAAGACAAUGAAAAGAAAGAGAAGGUCUCUGUAGAAGUUACCAAACAAAAUUUACAAGAGUACCCAGCUGAGUUGUUCCUAAGUCCGUUAACACAACUAAAUUUGCAACAGCAAUUUGUUCCACUAUCCCAGUUAGGGCAACUUAGGGCACCGCUAUAUUAUCCUCAGGCUACAGAACAGAACCAAGGUUUCGAUGGACCAGCUCAUCUAGCUGCGUUGCCUUCUGUUUUAGCGCAGAGAGAGUUAUUAUCGCAACAAGUAUUAGCGCCUGCUCAAACUUUCGCUCAAAACCCUAUAAUAGUUCAGGAACAACCUUUGGUUCCAGAGCCUUUAAAUCAAUAUGCACCCAUAAACCAAUACCAACCUCUAAAUCAGUAUCAACCCCAGCAACCAGAAGUACAAGCCUUCCCCCAGUUUAACAUACCUCCUCAACAAAUAAUUUUACAAAGUCAAGGCAAUCAAAUUCAACCGAGUCAAUUCCAACCUGAGCAACCAAAUCAAUUCCAACUUCAGCAACCAAAUCAGUUCCAACCACAGCAACCAAAUCAAUUCCAACCACAGCAAUCAAGUCAAUUCCAACCUCUGCAACCAAGUGCGUUCCAACCUCAACAACCAGGCCAGUUCCAGUUUCAGCAACCAAAUCAGUCACCUCCACAAAAACCUAAAGACGUAGAGGAAAUAGAGCAAAACGAUCAGCAGGUUGUCUUACAGAGCUAUCAACCACAAUUCUACCAGCCACAGUAUCAGCCAAACCAAUUCCAACAGCCCUUAUUUGUAUCUCAACCAGCCUUUAGUUAUCAAAACCAACAAUAUGACCCACAAUCAGUGCAACAGUUCGACCCUAAUAAUUAUCAAGCGCAAGUUCAAGGUCAAGGGUUACAAAGUGGUCUAGAUUUGAACCAGCAAGGGAACGGAAUUGAACAGAACGAAGAAAAAGAAUUUGAUGACAGAGAAGAGGUUGAUGAAGGCAAUACAGCGACAGCCGUGGCUACCGCUUUUGGCACAAGGACCCAACCUCGAGUAUUUGCUUCGUAUGGCGCUCCAAUACCUAAAGUGCAAGCAACUCAAUCAUAUCCCACUACAACGGAAUCCGUGGCUCAGGAAGAAUCAAUGUCAGAAGACGGCCCAGCCAUAGCGGAGGCUACCGCUGUAGCUACCGGCAGGAAAAGUGCUAAACAAAGAAGUCGCAGAGUAAGGCCCGUUUUCACGUUGGAUCGUUCUGGGCAUUUAGUUUUGGCUCAACAAUAA